CCUGUCAAGGUGCUGUCACGAUUCACCGUCCGCGUCAAAGCUCAACCCCUAAAACGUGUCCGUUCGCCAAUACCACUCAAAGGUUAAUAUACUUGUUCGUUCAAGUUCGGACUUUAAACUUACACACACACAAGUUUUAGCUAUGGCCGGUUCUGCUCUGAGGCGUCUGAUGGCCGAAUACAAACAAUUGACGUUGAACCCGCCGGAAGGUAUCAUCGCCGGUCCAAUCAACGAAGACAACUACUUCGAAUGGGAAGCUCUCAUUACCGGACCUGAAGGAACUUGUUUCGAAGGCGGCGUGUUCCCGGCAAAAUUGGUUUUCCCGUCAGACUAUCCUUUGAGUCCGCCAAAGAUGACGUUCACGUGCGAAAUGUUUCAUCCAAACAUUUAUUCCGACGGACGAGUGUGCAUAUCGAUUCUUCACGCGCCCGGAGACGAUCCGAUGGGCUACGAGUCCAGUUCGGAAAGAUGGAGUCCGGUGCAGAGCGUUGAAAAAAUUCUUCUGUCUGUAAUAAGCAUGUUGGCCGAGCCGAACGACGAGAGCGGAGCAAAUGUGGACGCGGCCAAGAUGUGGCGUGAAAAUCGCACCGAGUUCAACAGUAUCGCCGAGAAAUUGGUGAGGAAAACUUUGGGAUUACCUACGAAUCUGUAACAAAAUGUGUCGAUAAACAAAACAAAAAAUUGGUAUUGCGGCUCAGAACGAUCAACGAUAAUUCACAAAAUGUUGUGUACAUAAUAAUAUGUUAACUAAUAAUAUAUCUAAUUGUAAACCAAUAAGUUACUUGUUUUAUAUUUUAUAAAUAUUACAUAUAUAUAUAUUUUAUCAUUUUAAAUCUAUUGUAUGAAUUUUCACAGGAAUUUUGUUCAAAUUUUUAUUAUUAUUGUUAUAAGGGCAACAAAAUAAAUGUACAAAAAAAU
This is a messenger RNA of Adelges cooleyi (spruce gall adelgid), 918 nucleotides long. It is a transcript of the gene Ubc7, whose product is annotated as ubiquitin-conjugating enzyme E2 G2. The coding region runs from base 143 to 652 and encodes 169 amino acids. Gene Ontology annotation, cellular component: cytosol; endoplasmic reticulum. The record is from RefSeq and is a predicted model, not a curated record. The transcript has 5 exons. Lineage: Eukaryota; Metazoa; Arthropoda; Insecta; Hemiptera; Adelgidae.